Molecule: messenger RNA, 261 nt
Organism: Adineta steineri
Lineage: Eukaryota; Metazoa; Rotifera; Eurotatoria; Adinetida; Adinetidae
Source: the annotation of a GenBank genome assembly
AUGAUGAACAAUGAUUUACACGAUAAAUUACAAGAACUAACUGAAAAUCCUAUCAAUGAGCCAACAGAUACUGAUCUUGUUCGACAAAUACAAAUAAUUCAUAAUCAAAUAGGACUUAUUGAAACAUCUACUUUGGUUGAUAAUUUAUUAGAAUCAAAAUCCGAAUUAAGUCCACAAUUAAAAAUAGCUAAAGUUGGUAAUGCUAGUGAUGAUCGACGACGAUCAGAAACAAUUCAUCCUUGUUUAACAUUAGAUGAUUGA